Paramecium tetraurelia is the source of this 1341-nucleotide messenger RNA. RefSeq lists its product as uncharacterized. The transcript has 5 exons. Lineage: Eukaryota; Ciliophora; Oligohymenophorea; Peniculida; Parameciidae. The record is from RefSeq and is a predicted model, not a curated record.
AUGAUUUGGUAAGUUAUUUAUUUCGGCAAGGUAAUCAGACCCAAAAUAAUAUAAUUUACAUUUCAAAUAAUAAGAUUGUAUACAUCAUUAAUAGAAAGAUUACCUAUUCGUUCUCAAUUUUAUAUAUUAUCAGAACAUUAAACGAAUAAAUUUAUUAAGAUGAAAAAAAUUAAUACAAAAACAAUAUAGAAUCAAUUGAUAUCCAAAUAGUUUAAUGAAUUUAAAAAUUUACUCUCUUAAUAUUAUUUAAUUGAAAUGAAGUGGAUAUUGAUGAUACCAUUGCUUUAUGAGUGUAUUUGUUUGAUUUAGAUCUAUAAUUUUGAUGCUAGCCUAUUGGUUUAAGAUGAUUGGAUUAUAAAUAAUGGAAUAGGAUCAAUAUUCUCAAUCUGCAAUUCAUAAAAUAUUUUAGGAGGAUUUAAUAACUUUGGAGUUAGUACUUCAGUUACUAGAUUCUUUGGUAAUUUAGAUUCUCAUUAUGAAUUGAAAAUAGAGAUGGAAUUUUGGAGGAUUGAUAGAUGGGGUUUUGAUCAAUUAAAGAUAGUUGUCGAUGAUGAUUUGUAAUUUUAACAAACAUAUCGAACAAUGGGAUCAGCACCUGAUUAUUGUGGUGGUGGGGGAUAUGAUGAUUAAUAUGAAUUAAUAUCAUUCAAGUUUCCUCAUAAGAGAAAAACUGCUUGGGUUUAUAUUUAUGUAAAUUAUAAUACUGAUUUUAACUAAUCGUGGGGUUUUAGAACCUUUAAGAUGAGUAUAGAAUAAUGUCCUUAAGGAUGUGGUAUGUGUUCUAGUAAUGAUUAUCCAUAGUGUUUGAGAUGGCAUUAUUAAGAAUCCUUUUUUUCCCAAAAAUUAAUUUUAGGAUAGGAAUAGUGGGACGGAGAAGGAUUUCCUUUAUCAUAAUAUCAAUCAAUACAAUGCGCUAAUUGCAAUUACAAACAAGGAAUGAGAUUUCAUCGAGAAAUAGGUUUGAUAAGACACUAAUAAUAUAAGAGUAUCCUCAAAUGGAAUAUGAAAAUUCUAUUAUGUACAAUCAGAACAGAUUUGUAGAAUUUGAAAUUUUGGGAAAAGAUGGAGGAAUAAGUGAGAUAUGUUUAGAAACCCUUUAAUCAGAAUUAAGAAUUUAGGGAUAUUGAAUUAUAUUAUGCGGAAUCUGAGAACUAUGAUAUUAUUCCAUUUCAUCCAGGCUGUGAUUAAUUUAUUAAUUCGAAAUGUAUUUCUUGUAUUGAUGGAUGGAUUUAUGACCAAAAGGGAGAGAAGUGCUAUUCAGAUUGUGGUGAUAAAGUAAUUUAAUUCUUAGAAGAAUGUGAUGAUGGAAAUGAGAUACCUUAUGAUGGAUGUUUUGAAUGA